AUGAUCAGGCCAAACUUGCAGUUGUUAUCUGUGCUGCUUUGCGUGAACCCGUGCUUGGCGGCCGCGUGCCCGGCGGCGGGCCCCGGCGCCGGCGGCUGGCCGCGCUGCCUGGUGUCGCCGUCGUCCGGCGAGGCGCGCUGCCUCUGCCCGCCCGCCUGCCCCGCCGCCGCGGUGCCCGUCUGCGGCUCGGACGGCCGCUCCUACCAGACGCUGUGCCACCUGCGCAGGGACGCCUGCCUGCGCCGCGACCCCGACCUGCACGUGCUGCACGCCGGCGCGCCCUGCGGUGCGGCAGAGAAGUGCGCGUGCUCCGGCGGCGAGGUGUGCGUGUUGCGCGCCGGCCGCUCCGUGUGCGAGUGCCCCGAGUGCCCGGCCAGCCGCGGGGACGCAGACGUCGACGACGCAGAGGGCGGCCGGAGGGAGGAGGUGUGCGGCAGCGACGGCCGCCGCUACGCCAGCGCCUGCCUACUGAGGCGCGCCGCCUGCCUCGCCGGCAACACGCUCACCCAGGCCGCUCCAGAAGUCUGCCACUCUGCUGGCGACUCAGGCCUCCGGCCGACAGAGAACGCUGAACAACUGAGGCACUGCGAAUGUGACGGCAGAGGAUCCGUGUCGGACAGCUGCGACCCUACCACUGGGCAAUGUGUGUGUAAGAGAGGCUUCACGGGGUUCAAGUGUGAGCAGUGCCAGCCCGACUUCUGGGAGAGCCACGACGCGCGAGAUGGCGUUGAUGCGUGCGGAGGAGGUUUGGAGGACCGCGCCCCCCCGGAAGCAGUGGUGAAGCAGGCGAGGAAGGGCUCCAAGUCUCCACGGCACCUGCUGCCUCGCGGCCACAAGCGCAGCCGGCAGCCCUCCGAGCCUCACAGGGAGCCGGGCUUCAUGGCCGACCAGGCCGUCCAGGACCUGGGCUACCGGCGCUCUGAGGCGGUGCGGGCGCCGCCGCAGGUGGUGAGCGCGCGGGUGGCGGGGGCGGCGCUGCUGGGCGAGCCGUGCGCCGCCGACGCCGACUGCGCGUCUCCGCACGCCGCCUGCAGCCACGGCGCGUGCGCCUGCGCGGACGGCUAUACGCGCGCCACUGACGCGCUCUGCAUCCCUGAGGAUAUUCCGGCCUUCGACGGACACUCUUAUAUGCGGCUGAAAGCGCUGGAGGCAUACAACAAGCUGAGCAUCGAGGUGGAGUUCAAGACGUACGAGAGCAACGGAAUCAUCCUGUACACGCAGCAGGAGGAGGCCGGCACGGGGGACUACGUGUCGCUGGCCGUCGUUAAUGGGCGCGUGCAGUUCCGGCUGAACGUGGGCAACGGCCCGCUGGUGCUGGAGAGCGGCGAGCGCGUGUCGGACGGCGAGUGGCACCGCGCCGUGGCGCGCCGCUACCACCGCGACGCCGCGCUGCGCGUCGACGCCGGGCAAGAGGCGGCCGGACAGUCGCACGGCACGCACCAGUUCCUAGACCUGCGCCAGCCCGCCUUCCUCGGCUUCGUGCCCUCCAACUACUCCAGGGUGUACGGCAACGCGGGCGCCUCCUCGGGCCUGGUGGGCUGCGUGCGCGCGCUGCGCGUGGGCGGCCUGCGGGUGGCGCUGUCGGGCGCGGCGGCGCGCCGGGCUGCCGUGGCGGUGCGCCGCUGCCCGCCCUGCCCCGCGGGGGACCCGCGCUGUCUGCGGCCGCCCGGCUGCCACCGCAACCUCACCACAGGUGGUUCCUGCUCGUCCAGCCGGUUCGACCCCUGCGCCUCCAGCCCCUGUGUGGGCGGCUCGACUUGUGAGCCACUGGCUGGGGGUGGUUUCUUCUGCAACUGCAGCCGCGGAGCCGCCUGCGACACGGGGGGCAGCGCGUUCGUGGCAGCGCUCGACGGCAGUUCUUCGCUGGAGCUGGCGUGGCCCGAGGGCGCUGGAGCGGCGCUGUCCCUAGAGCUGUGGUUCCUUGCAGAGCAGCCGGACGGCGUGCUUCUGUCUGCUGGAGGGGGAGGACGAGGUGGAGGCGGAGACUUCCUGUGGUUGGCGCUGGUCGGCGGGCGCCUUCAGCUGCGCUUCAACCUGGGCAGCGGCGCCGCCACCGUCACGUCCCCGCAGAGGGCAGUGCUCGGCCACUGGCAGCGCGCUCUGGUGAGUCGCGCAGGGCGCAGGGCGUGGCUGCGGCUGGGCGAGGAGGAAGGGCUGCCGGCCGCGGGGGAGGCACCGCCCCCACUCGCCAGGCUCGACCUGCGCAGCCCGCUGCUGCUAGGGGUUGUCGACGCCUGGGGUGGCGGUAAGAGCUUGCGGCUGUCGGUGAACGGCCGCCUGCUAGAGCUGGGGACAGCAGCGGCGCAGGCGUCGCCCCCCGUGCAGCCGUGGCGAGGGCCGCCCUGCGCGCACCCACACUGCCUGCCGCGCUGUCAGCUCGGCGGCCGCUGCAGCCAAGGUGAGGCCGGCACGCGCUCGCUGCAGACGUGCUCAGGAAAAUGA
This is a messenger RNA of Schistocerca nitens (vagrant locust), 2442 nucleotides long. RefSeq names its product agrin-like. Bases 1 to 2442 code for a protein of 813 amino acids. The transcript is spliced from 15 exons. The record is from RefSeq and is a predicted model, not a curated record. Gene Ontology annotation, molecular function: protein binding. Lineage: Eukaryota; Metazoa; Arthropoda; Insecta; Orthoptera; Acrididae.